AUGGCCGACGAAACUAGUGACGUGGGACACCAUGAACAGAUGGCUGUGGCUGUACGCUACUUUGAUGAAGAUUUAUGUAAGCCCGUUGAGCAAUUUAUUGGUAUUCAACGUUUGACUGCAGUAGAUGCUAAUACAAUAUUUAAUAGCUUAACAAACAAAAUUGCGCAGUUAAAUAUCAAUUGGACAUCGGUUAUAGCUGUAUGUUUUGAUGGAGCUUCAGCUAUGAGUGGAAAAUUUAAUAGUGUACAGUCUAAAGUCAAAGAAAUCAAUCCAUCUGCAAUGUAUGUUCACUGCUAUGGCCAUUGCCUAAAUCUGGUAUUGGUUGAUAGCUUAGGGAAUAAAAACCGGGUUGUUUUUGAUUUUUUUGGAUGUGUCCAGCUAAUUUACAGUUUCAUUGAAGGGAGUCCAGUGAGGCAUGCUGUUUUUGAAAAAAUUGUUAAUGAAACAAAUUCCAGAUUGAAAACUCUCAAAACACUUUCAACAACUAGAUGGGCAUGUCGUGCGGAAGCUGUUACAGCUGUAGAAAAAAACUUUUCUUCUGUUAUUCAGUGUCUUGAAGAAAUUUCUGAAAACACUAAAUAUUCAGAGGUGAGGGCUAAAGCAAAUGGUCUUAUCUGUCAAAUGAAAAAUUUCAACUUUAUUUUUGCAUUAUAUAUGUUAAAACCUAUAUUAAUACAAAUCCAAAUUGUCAGUGCUCAAUUACAAGCACCCAACUUGAAUUUAUUAGAUGCAGUAUCUAUUGUAAAUGCAUUGAAAAAAUCUAUUAGUGAGUUAAGAAACGACGAAGAUAACUAUUCUAAACUUUAUGAAAAAGUUCUUACUGAAGAUUGCUACAAAAAUUGA
Molecule: messenger RNA, 843 nt
Organism: Rhopalosiphum padi (bird cherry-oat aphid)
Lineage: Eukaryota; Metazoa; Arthropoda; Insecta; Hemiptera; Aphididae
Product: zinc finger MYM-type protein 1-like
Exons: 2
Coding region: 1-843 (280 amino acids)
Source: RefSeq, a predicted model, not a curated record